Molecule: messenger RNA, 6113 nt
Organism: Aegilops tauschii subsp. strangulata
Lineage: Eukaryota; Viridiplantae; Streptophyta; Magnoliopsida; Poales; Poaceae
Product: subtilisin-like protease SBT3.8
Biological process (GO): proteolysis
Molecular function (GO): serine-type endopeptidase activity
Source: RefSeq, a predicted model, not a curated record
GCUGGUUUCCGGCAAGAUCCGGCUGGAUUUGUCGCCGGGGACCCGGUUGGUGGCGCAGGGCGGAGCCCGGGGCUAGUCAUGGUCGCGGCUUCGGGAGGGGUAGGCGGCGGUUGCCGGCCUGCUCCUCGGAUCUGGUCCAUGGCUGUCGGCAGGGGGCUCGGCGCAGUCCCUCGGGGUCCCGGCGUGGAUGUGGGCUGCCACAGCGUGGUGGUGGCUCACGGCGGUGAUCGGGGUCGUUUCACGGCGGCGGUCGGACUUCUUCGGCGUCGGCCAGUCGACACCGAAAUCAGAUUUCUGCCACGUUGAGCCAUCAACAAGUUGACCUGGAAAUAUGGCGGAUGGAGCGUCCGAAGUUUCUGCAUUCCCCGGAGUUCCCUAUCCGUGCGUGCCAACGAUGCUUGAGGAUUAACUAAACAAUACGCAUGCAACUGAUUGAUGGCAUGAUCGAUCACGAGUAUAUAUACACACAAGUGCCCUGAUUGCAAGUGCAAACAUUAUAGCUCCACAGCAGCAACAACAUCGGUGCACCAACAGAAAUACAACAUGGAUUCAACGAGGUUUGCUCCGACCAUCUGCGCUCUGAUCUUCGUCGCGCUCUUCGCUUUCCAUGGUAUCAGUCUCGCUUCGCCUGACGAAGCGAAGAAGCUGUACAUCGUCUACUUGGGGGAGAAAAGAAGACUGCACGAGAACGCUGAUGACGCCACUGCCUCGCACCACCGCAUCCUGGCUUCAGUUCUCGGAAGCGAGGAGGCUGCUUCCAGGUCGAUGGUGUACAGCUACAAGCAUGGGUUCUCUGGCUUCUCCGCCAUGCUCACAGAAUCGCAGGCCGGGAAACUCGGAGGGCUACCUGGUGUGACGAGCGUGAGGAUGAACCAAGUCCAUAGUACGCAUACAACUCGCAGCUGGGACUUCAUGGGGCUGCCGCACGACCAGCCCAACGGAAUUCUGGCGAGUGCCGGGAUGGGGGAGGGUGUCAUCAUCGGUGUCAUCGACUCAGGUUAAUUAGUUUUCUCACCUUUUACAGCGAAAAAUUGAGCAAAUAAUUUUGCUUUACAAAUACAGAUUUCUAGUUACCCGUAAAAAGAAAAGCAGAUUUCUAAUUAUCCGCAAAUUGAGACUAGUUAAAUGUCAAUCAAUGGCACUCCCUCUGACCCAUAUUAAUUGUCUAAAGUUGCGACAAUUAAUAUGGAUCGGGGGGAGUAUAACCAUUUGGUUUAGUCGGAGAUUCGUAUGGGUUUUUUCUUUUGCUCCAUGGGUGAGAGAGAGGAUCAUGCCCAAGCAUUGUGCCUUGGAGGCGGAGGCCGCCGAGUAGAGCCCAUCGGUUGUGUGUUUCCACACAAUGUCGUUCUCGAAAUGUUCAUCGGGACGGAAGUUGUGCACUAACAUCCAAAGGGUAAAAAACGCCCUUAUGUGGUAGACGGAGACAACGGUGGAUGCAUUGAUCUUUAAUAUCCAAGAAUUUUUCUUAAGAGCCUCUAGCGCCUUCUUUUUUUUUUCUCGAGUAGGCCUCAUAGGUGAGUGGAGCAAUCUUUGGGCUUGCGUGUCCAAGGAGCCACGAGGAGUCCCAUAAUGGUGUUCUUGCACCAUUCCUCACGGUGAUGGUGGUGGAGGCAUAAACCUUUUUACCACUUUUUUCUUUUCUCCAUUCAAUAUAAAGGUUACACACAUAGGAAAUUUUGCAGUUUAGAUUAAGCAUGCGAUUUAUCUAAAAUUCUCCAUAGCAAUCAGAGUAGAAAGCACUUCCUCUGUAACUUAAUGUAAAACGCUUUUGUAGUUUAGUAUAUUAGACUGUAAAAUGUCUUUCAUUAAGUUACGGAGGUUGUAGCUCACAAAGAGAAGAAAAUUCUCGGGUCCUACCAACUUUCACACACACAUAUAGGUGCCAACCAGGCAGCUAGGGUUCAACCCAGUACAUGAACGAAUGCCCCCUUGAGGCCCUGGGCCAUCGCUCUUAUAGCCAUUAGGCCAACUCCAACAUAGAGACGCAUUUCAUCCGCUUUGGUCUGUUUGGGUCUGUGUGGACAAAAAAUAAGGCCCAACGGGCCGAAUCAAAUAGACCAAUGUCCUUUUUCUUGUCCGUUUGGACCCAUUCCUGGCCCAAAUUUGGGUCGGGUCUACGUUCACGUGGACAGGUAGUGGAUGCCUGCAACGUCCUCCCCUAGCCCGCCGGUCUGUAGCACAUCAUCUUCAUUCCCAUCAUUUCCCUCCCAAAUCCCUCCCGCCCUCCUGCCAUGGCUGCGCGCCCAACCCCAUCGCCCCCGUCCCCGUCAUGGCUGCCCGUGCCAUGGCCCUAAAGAAGCCGAAGAAGGAGAUCACCCCGGAGCAGAGGGCGAGCCAGAUGGCAAAGCGAGCUAGUCGGAGGAAGAGCGAGAAGGGCAAAGAAGACGUCGUCGCCACAACAAUGCUCAGACCUAGGCCGCCGCUACGGGGAGAGAGGCCCUCGUCGCCAAGGCAGUGCAACAUGCCUUCCUCUUGCUAGGGUACUGCGAGCCGGCCCUUCUCGUCACUGUCGCUGCGGUGGCCAACACGGGAUCGUCGGCAGCCCGCCCGCCCAGGCUUCUGGAGUCGCCGCACAUGUCCACAACACCGCCGACGUACGGGUUCCUUCUUGGGACGUCCCACUUCGCCAUGUCGCCACGGGGCGGCUCGCCGACAUGCAUUAAGUAUGACCGAUAUGCAAUUAUUUUGUAUGAUGGCAUGAAUUCUAGCUUCAUUUUGCAAUCUACUUGCUAUGUUUGAUGAUGAAGAUAUGUUUGUUGAAAAAAAACCAACGAGACGGAUCAAAUGGGUCGACCGGUUGGGCGCACUACCCGGAAAAAGCAGAUAAGGGGCAUAUACCGCCCUUACAGCCGACCCAAACGGAUAAAAAGCUGACAAAUUUCGUCUCCGUUUGGGUCGGCGCAUUGGAGUUGGCCUUACAUCCAAAGUUGUCAGAAUCACGACUCAAGUUUUAGAACCUUAUGACCUUACGAUCCAAACUAGCCCCUCCGAUUCUACGAUUUUGCUCAUAGAAUCUAAGAUUCUACGAUCGUGGUAGUUAUGAUUCUACGGCUCACGAUCCUACGAACGAAGCUCCGAUCUGAUUCAGAAUCCCGAUUCUGACAACUUUGCUUACAUCAUCACCAAGCAGUAAAGCAAAAGGAAAAAGGGUACAAGCUGUAAAGGGAAUUCAAAUAGUGACGCGAGGACCAACCUGGGCCGUCCGAUCGCAGAUGAACGUCCACAGCAUCCUCCUCUCGGCGCGAACCAGUAAGUGCCGCUGGAGACCGUUGGAUGGCAGAUGGACGGCUGGGGAGAGCUUCGACAAUUAAACAGUGCGUCUGAUAUAACUGAACUUAAGCGACACUUGACAUCCAGAUCCACGCAUCCAGCCAUCUCUGCCGCCGCCGCCGCGGCCGGUCUUUCCAGGUCGUCCUGAUGCUGGCUCCACCCAGCCGCCUCUUUCUCACCUCAUCUGGCGGCAUGACGGACAUUUUAUUCUGGAUCUAGAUUCAUUGGCACGAUGUGAGCUGUUGCUGGUAGGCGCAUUCCUAAUCUUAUACUCCUUGAUCCGGCUUAGACAUAAUCUAGUUUGAGUAGCUCAUUCAUUGACUCCCUUGCGACCGACGCCAACUAGCAAGAUGCAAAGUACUCCCUCCGUUCCCAAAUAUAAGUCUUUCUAAAGAUUUCAAUAAGUGACUACAUACGAAGCAAAAUGAGUGAAUUUACACUCUAAAAUAUGUCUACAUACAUCCGUAUCUUGUAGUCCAUUUGAAAUGUCUAAAAGGACUUAUAUUUAGAAACGGAGGGAGUAGUAUACAUAACGCUGGCAGUAAUUGAGGUUGCCAUAGCUGAGGGAGUGGGAAGUUGAGACUGGAACUUACGAACUGUUUUUUUUUCUCUUGGGCUAGUGUUCAGUUAGGGAAAGUUUGAUUUAUUUAUUUGUGUCAUGAUGCGUUUGGUGAUACAUGUAUUACUCUCACAUGGAUCUUGCAUAUCUCUUCCAAGUUUAUGCCCGGCUAAAAUGGAGAGCGAUGAGACCUUCUGCCGAGCAUGUGAGUCUGGCGCAUGGGCCCAAUAAGCUGGUGGCCCUGCCUUGUGUCGCGUACCUGUGCAGCCUACAACUGGGACGCGUACAUGAUGGCACACGUCAUGCCAACAAAAAAAGCUUGUGGCUUAGAGGAGAUGUGAUUGUUGGAGAGAAAAGAUGCUUAGAGGAGAUGGACACUGAAGAAGAGGGAGGUAAGAAACGGAAGAUCGGGAGGGAAGAAACACGGGGCUGCCGGAACAGCCCUGCGAGGACAAAUGAAAGUUAUUUCUUGGAACGGCCGGGGACUCGGGGGUAGGCCGGCAGUUCGAGGUCUUCUAGAAUUGCAGAAGAAGGAGUACCCCGAUGUUUUGUUUCUUUCUGAGACAAAGCUGAAUAAAAAUAAGGUGGAAAAGCUUAGAUAUACCCUAAACAUGCCUCAUAUGGUCUUCAAAGUUUGUGAGGGGAAGAGUGGAGGAUUGGCACUUCUCUGGAAGAGGGAAAUAAAUUUGAGUCUCCGUUGGCUUGGGCGAAUGCAUAUUGAUGCUACUUUUACAGAGGAAGAUGGUUUCAAGUGGAGGUUUAUAGUGAUUUAUGGGGAGCCUAAGACUGAAUUGUAGGAGGAAACAUGGCGGCUAUUACGUACAUUACACCUCCAGGAGAAUUUACCGUGGGUAUGCAUGGGUGAUUUUAAUGAGAUCUUAUACAACUUUGAGAAGCAAGGUGGGGUGGCCAGAACACAAGUCUUUAUGAAUUGUUUUCAUGAUGCUUUGAACUUUUGUAAUUUGAAUGACCUCGGAUUUGAGGGUGACAUUUUUACCUGGCGCAAUAAUAAUUUUCGUGUUGAUGGGUAUAUUCGGGAAAGAUUAGAUAGAGCUGUUGCAAAUGCUGAAUGGUGUGCUCGUUUCCCCGGGUAUAAAGUGGUAAAUGGUUGCCCUGAACAUUCUGACCAUCGGCCCGUUAUUUUGCAUGUCAAUGGAGCGUCCAAGAGACCCAGGCCGAAACCAAAUAAUCUGAAUAAACGUUUUGAGGCACGUUGGCUAUUAGAGGAUGAUUGUGGAAGCAUUGUGAUGGAUGCUUGGCAAAAGGCUGGUGACCGAGGAGAGAACACAGUUGCACAACUUAUUAAGGCUGUGUCACAGAAGCUUGAUGCCUGGAGCAGAGAGGUCCUUGGGGAUCUGCAAUAACGUAUCAAUAAACUGUGUGCUAACUUGGAAAAAUGCCGGUGUGGGAACCUGACAAAAGCAGGUCUGAGGCGUGAGCAGGUGAUCAGGUAUAAACUUGAUCGGCUGGAAGAACAACUAGAUAUUUUUUGGCGGCAACGAGCUCAUGCAACAUGGCUGGUAAAGGGAGACCGUAAUACUGAAUUUUUCCACAACUUUGCGUCGGCUAGAAAGAAAGAAAACAGAAUAGAAAAGCUCAUCGGGGAAGAUGGUGUGGAGGUGAAAGGGGAGGCUGGUCUGAAGGAAUUUAUUUCUAACCACUUCUUUAACUUGUUUACCCCUGUGGCAGGCCCAAAUUUUAACCAGGCAUUACAAGCAGUACAACCGAAGUUGACACCCCAGAUGAAUGAUCUAUUAAUAAAGGAGUACACUGUUGAGGAAGUGAAGCGAGCCCUUGAUGAUAUGGGUGAUCUUAAGGCACCUGGUGCGGAUGGUAUGCCGGCUAUUUUCUAUAAGAGAUUUUGGAGUACGGUGGGCGAAGCUGUGACACGAGAGGUAUUACAUGUGUUGCGAGGCGGCAGUAUACCAGAGGGAUGGAAUGAAACAAUUGUUGUGCUUAUCCCAAAGGUUCGGAAUCCUGAUCGUAUCAAAGAUCUACGCCCUAUUAGCCUUUGCAAUGUGGUGUAUAAGCUUGUGUCUAAAGUGUUAGCAAACCGUCUCAAACAAAUCUUGGAUGAGAUUAUUUCAGCCAACCAGAGCGCCUUUGUGCCAGGCCGUUUAAUUUCUGAUAACACUAUUUUAGCCUAUGAAAUGACCCACUUCAUGAGAAGAAAGAGGAGAGGUAAAGAUGUAUACAUGGCACUCAAGCUCGACAUGAGUAAAGCUUAUGAUCGGGUAGAGUGGCUGUUUCUUGAAGGAAUUAUGAAGAAGUUGGGCUUCAUUGA